Messenger RNA from Sesamum indicum (sesame), 2204 nucleotides. Its product is annotated as proline-rich spliceosome-associated (PSP) family protein. Gene Ontology annotation, cellular component: nucleus. NCBI's taxonomy places the organism in Eukaryota, Viridiplantae, Streptophyta, Magnoliopsida, Lamiales, Pedaliaceae. The record is from RefSeq and is a predicted model, not a curated record.
GUAGACCUUCAUCGAGGUCCCCUUCCCAUCCCUCUUUAAACUCUCGAUACCAAAGGGCAGAGAAUUGGCGAGCGAGUUUCCAUUCUUAUCUCAAUUAGAUUAGUCUUUAGAUAUACUGUGAAGAAAACUGAAGAUGCCAGUGGAAGUAGCGAAUGGCGUCGCGGAGAAUAUCACGCACCCCAACGGCGAUUUGAAAUCCCAAAACCCUAAUGGUGCCGCUAAGAAAUCGCGGGAGACCGAGCGGCGCAGGAGGCGGCGGAAGCAGAAGAAGAACAAGCAAAACGCCGCUGCUGGGGAUGAAAGCGACACUGCUGCAGAGGACGCCAACGGCACCGCCGAUGACGUGUCUAAAGAGAACUUCGAUCCUCAGAAGGCUCAAGAACUUGUAGAGGUUGAGUAUGUACCAGAAAAGGCAGAAUUAGAUGGCGUGUUGGAUGAAGAAUUCAGGAAGGUCUUCGAGAAAUUCAAUUUUAUGGAAAGUGGUGUUACUGAGGAGAACGAUAAGAAGGAUGCUGCUGCUCCUGACGCUGCCAAGAAGAAAGCUGACUCAGAUUCAGAAGAGGAGGAACAGGACACCCAGCAAAAAGAAAAAGGAGUCUCUAAUAAAAAGAAAAAGCUUCAACGGCGUAUGAAGAUUGCUGAACUGAAACAGAUUUGUACAAGACCUGAUGUUGUUGAGGUAUGGGAUGCCACUGCCGCUGAUCCAAAGCUGUUGGUAUAUCUGAAGUCAUAUCGAAAUACUGUUGCAGUACCACGACACUGGUGCCAGAAAAGGAAGUUUUUGCAGGAAAAAAGAGGUAUUGAAAAGCAACCUUUUCAACUUCCUGACUUUAUUGCUGCCACAGGAAUUGAGAAAAUUAGACAAGCAUACAUUGAGAAGGAGGACAGUAAAAAGUUGAAACAAAAACAACGCGAGAGGAUGCAGCCUAAAAUGGGAAAGAUGGACAUUGAUUAUCAGGUCCUCCAUGAUGCCUUCUUCAAGCAUCAGACUAAACCUAAAUUGACUACUCAUGGUGAUUUGUAUUACGAGGGCAAGGAAUUUGAGGUAAAACUGCGAGAAAUGAAACCAGGGACACUUUCACAGGAGUUAAAAGAGGCUCUUGGUAUGCCUGAAGGUGCCCCUCCUCCUUGGCUCAUCAAUAUGCAGAGGUAUGGUCCUCCACCAUCUUAUCCUCAUCUGAAGAUUCCGGGGCUGAAUGCCCCAAUUCCACCUGGAGCUAAGUUUGGCUAUGGGCAUGGAGAUUGGGGCAAACCACCUGUUGAUGAAUAUGGGCGCCCUCUCUAUGGAGAUGUUUUUGGUGUUUUGCAACAAGAACAGCCCAAUUAUGAUGAGGAACCAGUUGACAAGACAAAGCAUUGGGGUGACCUGGAGGAAGAGGAGGAGGAGGAGGAGGAAGAGGAAGUAGAAGAGGAAGAACAGAUGGAGGAAGCAGAAUUGGAGGAUGGCAUUCAAUCUGUUGACAGUCUUUCCAGCACUCCUACUGGCGUUGAAACUCCUGAUGUUAUUGAUCUUCGGAAGCAACAGAGGAAGGAACCUGAUAGGCCUCUCUAUCAAGUGCUUGAAGAAAAAGAAGAGAAGAUAGCACCUGGAACAUUGCUUGCACCAAGCCACACGUAUGUGAUCAACACUGGCACACAGGAUAAAACUGGUGCUAAAAGGGUUGAUUUGCUGAGAGGGCAGAAAUCAGAUAAAGUUGAUGUCACAUUAGCACCAGAAGAGUUGGAUGUCAUGGAGAAUGUUUUGCCUGCCAAGUACGAGGAAGCCAGAGAAGAAGAGAAAUUGCGCAAUCAGCGGGAAGAUUUCAGUGAUAUGGUUGCGGAGAAUGAGAAGAAGAGGAAACGAAAGAUGCAGGAAAAGGAGAGCAAAUCAAAGAAGAAGGAUUUCAAGUUUUAGGCAUGUUUUGGGUUUUAUUACUUGCAGCUGCUUUUGGGAGAUGUUAAGGGCUAAUGCUGCUGCUUGUACUGUCCAAUGUAAUUGUUGCUGCUAUACUUCACCAUGGAAAAUCAUGUACGACUGUGACCAUUGUCCUUUCCCGACUUUGAUCAUCAUACUAGAGCUGUGUGUUUGUUAGCAGGAUUCUUACUCAAUGAUGUACGAUUCAGUAUCUCGUAGUGGACUGGGCAUGGGCGUACCUAUGCCUUUUGUCAUUGUCUUUUGUUUUAUAUAUAUAUUCUCAUUUGGGGAAAUGAAAAUCUUCUCCCUA